UUUCGCUCAAGUGAAUUUCUAUUGUUACACAUGCUUUUAGUUUCAUCCUUCAGUAUCAUCCAACUUUCAUCAGUGGAAUGUCAUCCAUCUAGAGUUUUGUGUCACAUCUUACAACACCUUUGCUGUCUGGUUGGAUUCCUUGAUUUUUGCUCAGGUCUAUCUCUCACUUUCAUUUCUGAACUCUGACGCUUAAUUUCUCAUUCUUCAGGUGUUGCUCCACCUCUGUCCGCAGAUAAGAGCCAGUGUUAAAUGUGAUCUUAGUCAACUGAAUUUUGACCUCUCCCUGCAGUGGCUUCAGGUACUUUUGGACCUUCAGUUGUGGUAACAGGUGUGCUUUUUUUCAGGGUAGAAUUAUUGUAAAAAAUGUAAAAAGUAAAUUACAAACACAUUUUGUCAGAAAAGGGUUUCUCUACAAUUCAGCUUCGCACUUCUUACAACAUCAGUGUGUUACACUUCAGUCAGAUUUCUGUAAUACACAUAAUUAACAGUUCACUUUAUCAAGCCAUAGAUGGCCAUAGUCUGUUAUCUUCACCUUCGUCAUCCAUUAUUAACUGGUACAUGACCUUCGUAGUGGCAGCAUCAGUCUAGUGUUGCAGCACUUGUUCAUGCCAGAAAUACAGCAACUUCCACACGCAGUGAGGAUUGUUCCGUUUCCUAAAAGUUCCAGGAAGCCGCCAUCACCUUAAACCAGGAGUUAGUCACUAAACUGAAAAGAUUAAAAAAAAGGUUUACAGCCGCUCAUUCUGUGAUCACCUCAGAGGUAAGAAGGCUGAAGCUCAGCAGCUGAUUGUCAUCAAAGAAAAGAUCAAAAAAGAUGACCCGCAGCGGUGAGCACGGAGCAACAUGGAGGUCGCUGAAGGUGUGAACGCUGCCACGCCCACGGAGGAGAUGAACGGUGCUGGGAACCUGAUGGACUUCCUGGAUGAGCCUUUCCCCGAUGUGAGCACGUACGAAGACUUCCACACCAUUGACUGGCUGAGAGAGAAAUCCAGGGACACGGACCGCCACCGUAAGAUCACCAGCAAGAGCAAAGAGUCCCUCUGGGAGCUGAUUAAGAGCCUGCUGGACGCCUGGUCGGGAUGGGUGGUGAUGCUGCUCAUCGGCCUCCUCUCAGGGACGCUGGCCGGCGUGAUCGACCUCGCCGUGGACUGGAUGACGGACCUGAAGGAGGGUGUGUGCCUCUCGGCGUUCUGGUACAGCCAUGAGCAGUGCUGCUGGACCUCCAACGAGACCACGUUUGACGACCGGGACAAGUGCCCACAGUGGCAGAAGUGGGCGGAGCUGAUGACAGGCCACGCCGAGGGAGCCGGAGCGUACGUGCUGAACUACUUCCUGUACAUCCUAUGGGCUCUGCUCUUCUCCUUCUUGGCGGUGUCGCUGGUGCGAGUGUUCGCUCCGUACGCCUGCGGGUCGGGAAUCCCGGAGAUCAAGACGAUCCUCAGCGGCUUCAUCAUCCGGGGCUACCUGGGGAAGUGGACCCUGCUGAUCAAGACAGUCACGCUGGUGCUGGCCGUGUCGUCGGGCCUGAGCCUGGGGAAGGAGGGUCCUCUGGUCCAUGUGGCGUGUUGCUGCGGAAACCUCUUCUGCAGCCUUUUCUCCAAGUACAGCAAGAACGAGGGCAAGAGGCGAGAGGUGCUGUCGGCAGCGGCGGCAGCUGGAGUGUCGGUGGCGUUUGGUGCGCCCAUCGGAGGAGUCCUGUUCAGUCUGGAAGAGGUCAGCUACUACUUCCCUCUGAAGACUCUGUGGCGCUCCUUCUUCGCCGCACUGGUCGCGGCCUUCACGCUGCGCUCUAUCAACCCAUUUGGAAACAGCCGCCUGGUGCUCUUCUAUGUGGAGUACCACACGCCGUGGUACAUGGCCGAGCUGGUGCCCUUUAUCCUGCUUGGCGUCUUCGGUGGCCUCUGGGGGACUCUCUUCAUCCGGGCCAACAUCGCCUGGUGCCGGCGGAGGAAGACCACACAGCUGGGGAAGUACCCGGUCUUGGAGGUGAUUGCCGUGACGGGGAUCACUGCCCUUCUGGCUUACCCCAACCCAUACACCCGCCGCAGCACCAGCGAGCUUAUCUCAGAGCUCUUCAAUGACUGUGGCGCGCUCGAGUCGUCGCAGCUCUGCGAUUACGUCAACAACCCCAACAUGAGCCGGCCGGUGGACGACAUCCCGGACCGCCCGGCGGGACCUGGUGUCUACAACGCCCUGUGGCAGCUCACCCUCGCACUCAUCUUCAAGAUCGUUAUCACCAUCUUCACCUUUGGCAUGAAGAUCCCCUCGGGUCUCUUCAUCCCCAGCAUGGCGGUCGGGGCCAUCGCCGGGCGGAUCGUCGGGAUCGCCGUCGAGCAGAUGGCCUACCAUCACCACGACUGGAUCAUCUUCAAGAACUGGUGCCGGCCCGGCGCCGACUGCGUCACGCCGGGACUGUACGCCAUGGUGGGAGCCGCCGCCUGCCUGGAGUGGCUGCGUCUCCUGGGCAUCAUCACCAAGAAGGACGUUUUGCGUCACAUGGCCCAGAUGAUGAACCAGGAUCCAGAGUCCAUCAUGUUCAACUAGCGUGAGAGGCGGGUUUACUGCCCUGAUGGUGUAAAUAUGUCAAACUGGAAAGAUGACGCCACGCUGCUCUGCUACCUGUGAAAAGCCCCUCCCACCUCCCUCGAUACCCCCCCAAGUGGCAGGAACUCCUUUAAAACAUAGUGAAUCCACCUUAACGUUGUUCAUUUGCUGCUGCUUGUUCAGUUUAGAGAUUCAGAUGAAGGGAAACUGCAACUUCAGGGCAGUGUGUGUGUGUGUGUGGAGUGAAUCGCAGGGUUAACGAUCAUCUCUGAUUAUAUUUAAAUGAAAUUUGGACCUCUGAGGCUCCGUGAUGAUUGUUUUUAUUGAUUUAUGGUGUAGGUUUUAGAGAUGAUCUCAUUCAGAAGGGUGUCUUUAUUCUGCCUAGCUUUCCUCUCUUUUGGAGCGCAAACGACUCUGUGUGUUAGAUGUGUAUAUUUAACCCUAAAACACUCAGACUUUAUAAAGAUUUAUAAAGUUUUAACAUAUUUGGUGAAGUGCUAUUCCCCAAAUUUCCAGAUCCAGACCUGUUGAGUGAUCUUCAGGCCCGAAACGUCAACAUAUUUAGAAACUUUAGCUCUUCUUUGAAUCCAAAUUCAACUUUAUCGGUUAAGAAAAUGCACUACAAGUAUCUAUGAAACACACACACUUCCGAAUGAGAUGAUAUUCAUUCAUAACUGGAAAAUGAUCAUGUGUAUCUUUAAAUCUGGAGGUGAAAUGGGACCAGCUGUGAGGGUCACACACAUCUGGAGCUGAUUUUAUUUGAAGUUGAGGACUUUGUUGCACUUUGUCUUGUUUUGUUGUACAUGUUGCUGCCAUAUUUAUAUAUUACUGCUGCCUGUGUUCAUGCGUCUGGUGGACAUGCCAGCUCCCUCAAACACUAAACCUUGUUUGUUUGUUUGUUUGUUUUACUGUAGCAUUGGUUGUUCUUCUAAUUACCAGCCAAUCAGAUUCUUUGCACAGAGAGGAAAUCACAAAGCUCUCCAACUAAACUCCACCCAUAAAAAUCAAAAAGCAACCCUGAUCUUAGAGGAUGGGUGUGCACCUCUGAACCGCUUCCAGUCAUCUCAGUUGUCUUCCUCAUAGAGACGACCUCCCCUGGACCCUGAAUGACCAGCUUUGACCUCGGUACAUAUCCAUAAAGUUGUAGUUUGAUGACUUUUGGAAUAGUUUUGGGGUUUUCACAAGUUUAUCAGAUCAGAGAAGAGCUUUAAGGCUUCUUCCUGGUUGAAUUUCAGUGGGUAAGGAGUUAAAAUGCUCUGUGGUUGUUAUGUUUGACCUGAUUGCACAAAGAUUUAACAUCUAAUUUAACACCAAACCAGAAAACUUAAAAAGCAAACAGCGUCCAUUAGAACAGCUCCCAGAGCAGGCAGCUCAGAGUGUUUCUUUCCUGCACUGCAGGAGGGGAAGUUGCUGCUGAGUCAUUUAAUCCACAUUAUUUCUUUGGUACUACAUUUAUAUUUGAUAUUAAUGAUCAAAGCUGUAAUCUGCAGGAGAGACGGCGGCUGCAGCAGAUUUUACCCCUAAAGCAGCUGAAAAGAUCUUCUCCUUGUUGAGGAGAUGGUUUGAAGACAUCUGACGUUUUAUUUAUUUAUUCAGUGUUGAAGGUGUUUGUUUUGACUCGUUUAAAGAGAAGAUGGUCACUGAAGGACUUUUAGAGAGCUGUGUCCAAAUAUCAGUGGUGCUGGAAGCGGUCCAGAGCUGCACGAGGAGGCGAUGGAAUGAGCUUCGUUUCCUCCUCUAAGUUCCUAUUUAACAAUAUGAAACCUGCUUUAGUUGCUCUAAAGGCUCCCACACAUACUCACAGGCCCUAGUUCCAGUUCAAAUAAGCUAAUCGAUCUCUUUCUUUUAAUCACAAACUGGAUUUAAAGACAAAGCAAAGGGAAAAUGUUGCCAAGUCACUCAUAAUUAAAGGCCAUGUGAGCGACGCUUUGCUUUUCACUCUAGUGAAUCAUCUAAGAGAAGCUAAGUCAGAGAAACGGUGUGCGUCUGCGUGUGUGAGCCUUUAAAGCAGUGGUUUCAUAUCCACCAGUCUGAUGCUGCUUUAACACUUUAAGGUACUGUGAGAUCCCGUUAUGUAAACUGACAUUAACUAACUGUUACCAUGUGAGGAUGUGAUAAUGUGUCCACGAAGGUCAUUUUUAAGCUGAUCUGAGCGCGCUCAGUGCUCGUUGUGUUUGUGUUGGUGUGGAAAGACACGGGUGCUUCUGACACUCCACACAGACGAGAACCUUUGAGGGAAACUCGUUCGUUUAGUGUUUUCUUUGAGAAAUGCCAACAGAAUGUACCGGAAAGCUCUCUGUGCUGUAAAUACUCAACGUUUAGUGUUUGCUAAGUUAGUGCGUUUCAGACAGGAUAACAUCAACUCCACGUUUUAUUUGAAUGGUGGGUGGUUAUGAGGUAGAAAUCACACAUCUGCACUUUUGUUUGUGGGCUUUGGAAAUAAAGGGACUGAAGAACAAAUGAAAACUUUGAACUUAACCUCAGAAUAAACUCGACUCUGAGUCCUCCUUCCCUUUUUUUAAUUUAUUUUUUACUUAGAAGCUUUUAAAAACUCUAAUCACACAGAAUCAACAGUAAUUUAAUCAAAACUGGAUCCAUGUUUUAAAAAAAUAUUAAAAAUAUUUACUCACUGUUUCACAUCAGUGGGAUCAGUAAAGCAUCCAUCUGUUUAAAUGAACUGGAUUAGUCCACCAGAUGGCGCUGGUCGUUCAGACCUGACAGGCCUGUCUGUUUCCUGCCACAGUCCAAACACGUCCACAUUAGCUUCACCUAAUUUAAGUGUGGUUAUUUCUCUGACUUCACCUGUCGCCGUGGGAUACGCUCCAGCCCCUCUGUGACCUUACAAAAUAGAUACAAUAGAUCAAAACAGACAGUCUGCUCUGAAGUGAGAAGCAUUAACUCCUUUCUUAAAGAUCAGCAAACAUUAAAAUCAGCCUGAAUCCAAACAACACCAUAAAAACUGUAAGAUUAACACCACACAUUUGUAUUUAUUAAGAUUUCUGAUGUAAUACAGCCAGUAAUCUUUCAAGAAAGAGUCUGUGUCAACAAUUUGUGGACUGGACACUUCCUCCUCUUUGGUUGCUCUCUCCAUCUCCAAAACUGUAAUAAAAACUCUUCCUCUGCACUGUG
Neolamprologus brichardi is the source of this 5673-nucleotide messenger RNA. Lineage: Eukaryota; Metazoa; Chordata; Actinopteri; Cichliformes; Cichlidae. The record is from RefSeq and is a predicted model, not a curated record.